CAAAGUAAUACGAGCUCGGAAAUUACCCACGAUCAAGAAGAGCUGAUUCUCCUGCACAGGGAUGAUAAAUCCCAUCGCGUGCAGUAUGAAAAGGCCAGAAAAUUAUGGAAUGGCUGCAUUGAUCUAUUUCCUAAAGUAAUUGCUCAAUGUAGAUCGGAACAAGAUGUGUUAUCUGCUCUCCGAUAUGCCAAAAUUCAUCAAUUAGAGUUGAGUAUCAGAGGAGGUGGACAUAAUGUGUGUGGCUUUGCUUCGUGUAAUGAUGGCAUGAUGAUUGAUAUGUCCAAGAUGAAUGAUGCUAAAUUUGUUGUGAACAAUGAUGAGAAAUUGAUAAGAGUCCAAGCUGGAGCAUUGUGGGGAGAUGUUGAUAGGGAAUGUUCUAAAGAGAAUAGAUAUGUUGUUGGUGGAAUGGUGAGUCAUACAGGUGUGGCUGGAUUGACAUUAGGUGGAGGAAUAGGAUGGCUGAGUAGAGCUUAUGGAUUAACAUGUGAUAGUUUAGUUUCAGUUCGAAUGGUAUCAGUGGAGGAGGAAACAAUUGUGGAAGUGAAUGAAAAAGAUGAGCUCAUGUUUGGACUCAGAGGAGGCGGAGGAAAUUUUGGAAUUUGUACUGAAUUCACAUUCAAGACAAGAAAAUUAACUAAAAUGGAUCAUGGAAUUUUUGUGUAUCCAUUUGAGAAUGCAACAAAAGUUGUGGAAACUUAUUUCGUCAUGACAAAUCCUUUUAGUGAGACACAACCAAAAAUUCCUGACAAUAUUACAUUGUACUUGUUUAUUGCCAAGGAUCAAAUUAUAAUCAUGUCCUUAUUUCAUGAAGGAGAUGUCACAGAAAAUGAAAAGGAUCAAGUUUCAUAUAAUUUCUAUACCGAAAAUAUUAUUGGAAAGUUAUUUGAAAUGGAACCCUUAUUGACUUCUUUUUGUGAUGACUAUGUGGAGCUACAACAAAAGUUUGAUAUUGGAAAUAGCCACGGCAAAAAGUAUUAUUGGAAAACUCUAUUCUUCAAUGAGCCAAUUCAAAAGCAAGCUAUCAACCACUUGUUGGAAUGUAUCAAAACAGCUCCAUAUACCACCAACAUUGAAGUCAUGCAUUUGGGAGGUGAAAUCUCCAGAAAAUCAAAACAAGAUACAGCUUAUGUACAAAGAGAUGCUAUUUAUGAGAUUCACAGUAUUGGAAGUUGGGAAAACAAUACGGACAUAUCAGUCUUUAAAAAUUGGGCCGAUUCUCAAUUUUAUUCUGGACUUUGCAAUUUUUCAUGUAAUGUUAGUGGAUAUGUGAAUACAAGUGGGGCUGUAGAUUGUAAUACCAUUGAAUAUUAUAAGGAAAAUUAUGAGAAAUUGGUUCAACUGAAACGAAAGUAUGAUCCCAGUAAUUUACUAAAAAGAAAUCACAACAUAAAGCCAUAAAUUAUACAAAUCCAAUUUAAUCCAAUUCGAAUAAAUUAUUUUCACUUUCCUCUUCU
Messenger RNA from Naegleria gruberi, 1454 nucleotides. Its product is annotated as FAD linked oxidase-like protein. Gene Ontology annotation, molecular function: oxidoreductase activity; FAD binding. Lineage: Eukaryota; Heterolobosea; Eutetramitea; Acrasida; Naegleriidae. The record is from RefSeq and is a predicted model, not a curated record. The coding region runs from base 265 to 1398 and encodes 377 amino acids. The transcript has 2 exons.